GAGUGAGGCAGCAGGUGGCGCCAAGCUCUGGCCGUGCUGCACACAAUGGAACACAGUAACACAAUGGCGGAGAAGGGAGAGAAGAGGAAGCGGGAUGAUGAAGCCGAUAACAGCGGCCCCGGGAAGAAGGAGACCUCAGCGGAGGGAGAACACCCUCUUCCCGGUUUCCGCCUGAGCGCCGUCCUAAGGGAGUGCGCGCGAGACAAAACCAUUUUUCUUCACGGAAAGGUGAGUGGUGAUGGUGAGGCGACGGAAGAUGCCGUUGUCAUCAUGGAGAGGGCGCCCUUCCAGGCUGACUCUGUGUCUAAUCUUCUCGGCAACAACCCGUCAAUGAAAGUGCAGCUGAAGAAUGACAUCUAUGCAGUUUAUCACCUUAGUCCUCCUGCAGAGCUAAAUGAAAUAAAAACCACAGUUAUCAGACCGGCCACAGAAAAGCACAUUAAGAAAUAUCUCCACCAGGAGGUCUACUUGAUCCAGGAAAAGGGAGAGGAUUAUAAGAACAUCACAUUACCUUUCAUAGAGUCUCAGAGCUUUAGCAUCCAGUGGGUCUAUAACAUUCUGGAGAAGAAGGCAGAGGCUGACCGCAUUGUAUAUGAGAACUCUGAUCCAGACAACGGAUUUAUCCUCCUCCCCGAUUUUAAGUGGAAUCAGAAGCAGGUUGAAGAUUUGUAUCUUAUCGCUAUUUCUCAGAAGAGAGGGAUCAAGUCUUUGCGGGAUCUCACUGCUGACCAUCUUCCAUUGCUCAGGAAUAUCUUGCAGGAAGGAACAGAAGCUAUUCUGAAGCGUUAUAAACUCCAGGCAAAUCGGCUCAGGAUAUAUCUGCACUACCAGCCGUCCUACUACCACCUGCAUGUACAUUUCACUGCGUUGGGACAUGACGCACCUGGGAUUACCGUGGAACGGGCUCACCUACUUUCCGAUGUUAUCCAGAACCUAGAGAUGAACUCUCGAUAUUAUGAGACCCGAACGCUAACCUACGCACUACGGGAAGAUGAAGCACUGCUGAAGCAGUUUAAAGAUUCUGGAAAAUGCUAAAUGAAUGUGUACCAACAACGUUCAAUAUGUUUUUACUAAAGUUUUGUUAUCUUAUCCAUGGGAGUCGAAGAUGAUUCAACCCCCUCCUCCCCCCCUCCCCUCUUCAGUUUUCUAUUUCAAGACAUUUUUUAUUAAACAUAUUUUGUAAAGUGCAAUGAUCAUUUUGUUUCACUUUUUUUUUUCUUGUUUAAUGUUUUUAUUAAUAAACUUUGCCUUCAAGGAAA
Molecule: messenger RNA, 1259 nt
Organism: Rana temporaria (common frog)
Lineage: Eukaryota; Metazoa; Chordata; Amphibia; Anura; Ranidae
Gene: DCPS
Product: decapping enzyme, scavenger
Exons: 6
Coding region: 46-1035 (329 amino acids)
Biological process (GO): deadenylation-dependent decapping of nuclear-transcribed mRNA
Cellular component (GO): P-body; nucleus
Molecular function (GO): RNA 7-methylguanosine cap binding; hydrolase activity
Source: RefSeq, a predicted model, not a curated record